GAAUGUUUGUCUUAGUUUGCUGCACGGUAUACAGGUGUUGCCAUAUUCUGAAGAGCAAGAAAGGGGACACAUUUGCCAACUUCUGCUUUUAACUAUGGAUCGCUGUGAGGACUCUACCCAUGAAAAAGAUGGUGUGCCCUGGAAAAAAGAGGACAUAUGGCAACCCUUUUCCAGCCCAAGGCAGGAAUCGCAACUAAAGAAUCCCUAAUAGAUGCCCACCUAACCUCCAAUGAAGGAGAGUCCACCACCUUCUGGGGUGGUCUGUUCCACUGUCAAACAGCUCUUACCACCAGAAAGUUCUUCCUAAGGUUUAGUCAGAAUCUCCUUUCUGGCAGUUUGAACCCAUUGGUUUGGAUCAUACCCUCAGGAGCAGCAGAGAACAAGUUCGCUCCACCUUCCACGUGACAGCCUUUUGGCAAUUUGAAGAUGGCCAUUGUAUCACCUCUUGGGCUACUUUUCUCCUGGUUAAACAUACCCAACUCCCUCAACUGUUCUUCAUCAGGCUUGGUUCCCAGACCCCUUGAUCAUCUUGGUUGCCCUCCUCUGUACAUGUUCCAGCUUGUCAAUAUCCUUCUUAAACUGUGGUGCCCAGAAUUGGACACAGGACUCCAGGUGAGGUCUGACCAAGGCAGAAUAGAGUAGAAAAAUGGAUGUGCCCUUUGCUUUAUGUAGGCUACAUUCCAGACACACAAAAGUCCUACACACACCUCCAUCCUGGCAAGCAAAAAGCAUUAUCAGAGUUCAAGGACAGUUUCCAGCCAGGAAAAAUAAAGCACUCAGGGAGUGUGUGGAGUAGGGCCAUGUGAGGACUUGGGUUUGGACAGUGUCCUAGAGGGCAGUUUUGAGUUUCCACACUGCUGAUUUAAAAAAAUACAAGUAGAAAUACUUGAAAUAUUAGCUUGGAGUUUAUUUUAUAUGUAUUUAUGUAUGUACCCAACUCACUUUGCUCUGCCCUGCUAUGGAGGUUGUGUGACGACAUUAUUAUAUUUUUAUUAUACAGACUUGUCUAGGUGGAUUACCAAAGGCUCCAAAACAUCUCUGACAUUUUCUUUUGGAGAGACUGGAGUGUCAUAUGUUUGUCUGGCUCAACUCUCGGCUGGGAACUUUACAGGGAAUGACACCGCACAAAGGGUGUUGUGUAAUAGGUUGAUUGCUGCAUAGUACCUCUAAGGUUUAGAGUAAGGAUCAGCAACCAUUUGAUGUCCAUGGGCGCAUUUGCAAAUAAGAGAAACUGCAGUGCAUACCACAUGUGCAUACCUCAUAAGUUAUUCUAUGAGCUGAAGCAGAAUGCUUCUUUAAAGUGAAAUUUAAGGAGAGGGAAGGACUCUCUGGGUACCAGAGGCAACCUCUGAAGGUGCAUCAGUGGGGCAGCAUGUAGUAGUAUUACUACUACUAAUAAAAGUGGUACCUCGGGUUAAGUACUUAAUUCGUUCCGGAGGUCCGUUCUUAACCUGAAACUGUUCUUAACCUGAAGCACCACUUUAGCUAAUGGGGCCACCCACUGCCGCCACACAAUUUCUGUUCUCAUCCUGAAGCAAAGUUCUUAACCCGAGGUACUAUUUCUGGGUUAGCAGAGUCUGUAACCUGAAGCGUCUGUAACCUGAGGUACCACUGCACUGCUACUUCAGUAUCCACUGGGUGGAACCUUCCUCCCUAAUACUCCUUUUCUGCCUGCAAGGACUUCUCUUUUUCCUUUUGCAUGCAGACAGUCAGGCAAAAUCCCAUAGGUACAUAAGAAGUGCCUUCUGGAUCAAGCCAAUGGUCCCUCUAGUCCAGCAUCUUGUUCUUACAGUGGCUGACCGGAUGCUCGUGAGAAGCCCACAGGCAGGAUCUGAGCACACAAGCCAUUUUCCCCUCGUGUAGUUUCCAACAACUGGCAUUCAGAAGCCUCAAUGCCUCCAGCUACGGAGGCGGAGGAUAGCCAUCAAUCCUCUUUCCCUGCCAUCCAGGUUGUUGGCCAUUGCUGCUUCCUGCAGGAGCGAGUUCCAUAGUUUAACUAGGCAUAGUGCAAAGAAAUCCUUUCUUUCCUUUCCUCGGCGUGGAGGCGUCUGGAACAGGAGCAGGAGGCGCCAGCUUGGGCAACUGGGCCAUUGUCACCCUGGAACAAAAAGGAAAUUUCCAACCCGGACUUUGAAACAUAUGCUGCACACAACCCGGACUUUGAAACUUACGUUGCACCCCACCCCGUCCCUCAAUAGCCCAGUCUCAGCACUCAGUUUAGGAAACACGUGCUCGUGUGUGUUAUCAGCAGUGUAUGUAUGUUAAGGGAGGAGGAGAAAAGAAGAGGGAGCUUCGGCUGGCUGUUGCCGCUGCCUCUCAGUUACAAAGUACUUGAAUUACAGCCUGCGCAGGCCCAACGUGGCAUCCAGCAAGUCCCGGCUUGCAGGCUUGGAAAGGAGGAGGAUGCAGGCGAGAGCCUGGCUCGCGCUUUAAAGUUGCGUGCCUGUUUGUGCUUGUGUGUGUGCGUGUAUGCGAGGCGCUGCUUGGGGGAGGGGAGCGAGCCCAGCUAGCCACUAGCAAGGAGAUCUUCUCUGUCUCCCUCUCCCCCCACCCCAACCUCCAACAAUACUUUAACUGUCAAUCAGGCUUAAUAGGGUAUAAAACCUGCUCCCAGGGCAAGGGAGCCGCGCCGGGAAGAUAAGAAAGUGUCCCAGGAGGAGCAGCCAGAGGUCGCCGAGAGGGAGGCGGGCAGGCAGGCAGGCAGCGCGAGUCGGACUCCUUCCCUGCCUCGGAUCGGCGGCUCCGGAGCAAACAAGAAGCGGCCAAGGCUCUCCGCCACUUCUUUUCGCGUCUGCGUAAGAAAAAGCAGAGGAGGAGGCGGAGGCGGGCAAAGGCGGCGGGGAGUUUUCUUUACGCGGCGUAUGUAUAGAAGGGGGAGGGACCCCGGCGCGCUGCCCUGAACCUCCCCCCCCCCCGGUCACUGUUUUGUUUUUUUAAAGCCAACUCCUUCCAAAAGUCUCUUUUUUUCCAACCCCUUCCCCGAGAAGCAAUUUCCUGAACUCCCCAGAAUAGACAUGAGCUGUCUGGAAAAGCGCUGCCGGCUCCCCAUGCAGACGCCGCCGCCUCGGAGAGCUUCUGGGGGGCUUUCCAGCCCUGCUUAGACGGCAGAACGCUCUCCAAAGGAAACAAGGAGUUUUCUUUCGCGAAAGCGGAGAAACAGGCUCGAUCCUCUCCGGGAUCCCGAUCGCCCAGCAACUCUGGAAAGUUCUCCCGAGCUGUUUGUUUUGAGAUCUCCCGCUCCUCAGCGCGGCUGCUCUUGCUUAGCACUUUGGGAGAGCCCCAGCGCAAGAUCUGUAUAUCUAUAUUUAUACAUCUAUAUGUGUACUCGGAAGUAAGCUCCGUUUUUAAGCGGGCUGGCGCCCGGGUAAAGCGUACCUAGGACGGCGGCUUUCCAUUGGAUUCUCUACCCACCUGCGAGGAAGUCCGACCGAGGAAGCCAGAAACUCGUGCAACGCCAGAGCGGACUUUUGCGCGCAAGCUCGCGCAACCCAUCUUGUCUCUCUCCCCCCCCUUUUUUUUUUGUUUUGUUUUUUUGUUUGGCGGGGUGGAGGUACGUUUGCCUAGGAUCCGACACACACUUUUGGACGCCGUGCUCCCCCUUCCCCACCCCUCCUCCUCGACGGACUCCUCAAAAUUCCCUCCCUCUUCGUGCGUAACCCCCCCAACCCAAAGAGGAUGGUUUGGAGACGCCUGGGCGCUCUGCUGCUCUUCCCGGUGCGGAUGCUUUGCUUGGUAGCCAAGGCGGCGGCGUCCACGGUGCUCCCCAGCAAACUCCGCGACUUGGCCGGGGACAGCGUGCUCAUCACCGGAGGAGGGCGAGGCAUCGGGCGCUACUUGGCCAAGGAGUUCGCCAGACGCGGCGCCCGCAAGGUGAGAGGCUGGGAAUAAUGGGUGGCAAUGAUUUGAAGGCUGGGUGCGUGCGCCUGCUGGGGAGCGCUGGGGGGGGGGUCCAACCUGAAGCUGCCUUCCAGGUACCCCUUCCAACUUCUCCGCUUGCAUCUGUGAAGCAUAGCAGCCAACUCCUAGAGGCCGAGGAGACUUUGCCCGCCACCCACCCUACAAUAAAAUAUUUGAGGGUGCCUGCCCCCCCUAAAGUUGAUGGGCAUUGCCAUUCAAAUGGUGUGCGUGUAUCGUGCCUUGUGAUUGAUUACACGGUGUGCGUCUUACCCGGACCCCCAAAGUAUUUUAUUCAAGUUGGCAUCCUUGCGGUAAAGGGACCCUGCAAUUUAAGGGUUUGCCUGCAGGCCAACUGAAUUCUACUCAAGAGUAGAUUCGUGGAAAUGGGUGAGCCUGUUAGUUGUGCCCAUUAGCCUGAAUGGGUCUGCUGUUGGUUUAUUGCAUUGAUACCCGACCUUUUCUCUCUCUAAACAAGCUACUUGAGGGGGCCUACAUGGUUCUCCCUUUCUUCAUUUAAUACACAACAUCAACCCUGUGAGGUUGAUUAGGUGGAGAGACAGUGACUGGUUCCAAGUCAGUGUCAUGGCCAAGUAGGGAUUUGAACCGUGCUCUGCCAAGCUCCUAGUCUGACACUCUAACCAGUAGGCUACCACUGGCUCUCAUUGACUAGCCUUGGCUGCAACCCUAAAACUGGGAGCAGGGCAGGGGAAGCACACCUGAAGCUGCCUCUCUCACCACCUCCCAACUUCUCUACUUGCAUUGGUGUGGCAGAGAUUGUGCAAUGAAGACAGGGCAGCCUAAUGGUCAAGGCUGCAUUCCUAAUCCCACUUAACCUGGGGUUCUGAGGGGAGUAGGAGGAGCCUCCGCUUGAAGCUACUUUCCAAUCCCCCCCCCCCGCCUCCAAUUUAUCUGGCUGCAUGAAUAGAGCAACUGUGCAAGUGACAGAUUGUGCAAUUAAGGUGGAGUUGCCCGGCGGCUCAUGCAGCAAUUCUCAACCCACUUAACCCGGAGAGCAAGCCCCACUGAAUCAAUGGGACUUGCUUCUGAGAAGCCAUGUUUAGGACGCAGCCUAAAUUGCGGGCAGUGCCCUGCAAUGAGGGAGAUGCCACAGAUCUCUGAUCAGUUGGCUCCCACACCCAAAACUCAGGUGGGCUGGCUUGCCACAUUUUAUUUAUUCAUUAACUUAAUUUCUACCCCACUCCCCAUUUUAUUCCACAACAUCCCUGUGAUUAUAGGGUGAGAGACAGUCUUGGAAGGUCACCCGAGGGAGCUUUAUGGCUAAAUGGGGAUUUGAACCCUGGUCUCUCAAGUCCUAAGUCGGACCCUCUAAUCACUACACCUGAAGCAAGUAAAGUAGCCAACUAUGCCAUCUAAAGGAAUGUGUCUGUGCAUACAGGUUUAAAACCACUUUACAGCACCACUGGCAAUGAAUUGGGUAGCUCCCAGUUCAGAUCUCAACUCUGCCUUAAUUUGAUCCUAGAGACUUAAUUUAAUUUGAUCCUUGAGAGUUGGAAGGGACCCGAAGCAUCAUCUAGUCCAACCUGCUGCAAUUUCCCUAAUGGUCUUCAUCAAGCCACUCUUUUUGCCCACCCUUCAACUACAAUAUGAGGAAUAUUAAUCUAGAUUACAGGGUUAUUGUAUGGAUUAUGGUUUCCAGAUAAUGCAUGAAGGAUAAUAUCCCGAGUCAGGCCAUUGGUUCAUCUAGCUCAGCCUACACUGACUGGCAGUGGCUGUCCGGGUUUCAGGCAGGAGUCUCUCCCCACUCUGCUGGGAAUCAAACCGGGGACCUUCUGUGGUAGAUGCUUUACCACUGCAGCUCUCAGGGGUUGCCAAACUGUUUGGGCACACGGGUGCAUUUGCAAACUCUUGUGGGCGCCAUGUGCCUUAUGUGAUCAUCCACACAUGCACACACUGUGUUUAUGAGCCAUGUGUCAUGCAAAGGUUAAGGCUGUGGUCCUAAGCAGCUCCUGGAAGAGCUGUGUAGCUCAGUGGCUGAGCAUCUGCCUUGCAAGCAGAAGGUCCCAGGUUCAGUUCCUGGCAUCUCCAGGUAGUAGUAGGAAAAGACCCUUUUCUGAAACCAUGCAUAGCCUCUGCAAGUCAAUGUAGAUGAUAAUAAGCCAGAUGGAUCAAUGGCCUGUGUUUGUAUAAGGCAGCUUCCUAUUUAAACCAAACUCUCUUUUUUCAAAACCAUGAGGACUAGAACCCUGCUUUAUUUUUUUAAGGGAAGGACCAAAGCUCAAUGGUAGAGCACACCCUUCUGGUGCAAAAGAUCCCCCGUUCAAUCCCAGGCAUCUUUAAGUAGGGCUGAGAGCCUGGAAGAGCCGUUGCCAGUCAGUGCAGACAAUACUGAGCUAGAUGGACCCAGUAGUCUGACUUGGUAGAAGGCAGUUUCCUAUGUAACUCAAUAUGACUUUCUUCUGUAUAGCCACGCAUAGGAUUGCAUGGCUUAUAGCACACAUGUGCCGUUGGUGCUCUGUCAAGGUGAUUUAAGCUUUCUUUCUGCCUGGCAGUUUUCACACUGCAUGUGCAGCCUGGGUAAGGGAUUUGCCUCCCCCCCCCCCCCAGCCCGCACACUGCUAGCAAUAUUUCUUGCAGAUGAUAAGGGAGCAGUCACGCCCAGGGAGGGGUAGACCUCCCACAUCCAGCUCUCAUUGAGCUGAAUGACACCCCACGGCCCAGUGGAAUGCAGCCAGACCAUUACGGCUGUCUGGUUUGUUUGCUAAAUGGAGAGGGGCUCUAGGGCGUCAGGAAUAUGUGCAAAUCUUUAUUUCCAUGGGUGGCAGAUGGCAGAUCUGGAGCUACCGGUAAAUGUCUGGGUAGUUCAUAGCAGAGCAGCAAAGAUUUAUGACUCUCUACUGCUGGACAUUGUUAGCAACCUUUGGGUAAACAGGAAUGAAUUUUACAUGGGAGGGGUAGAUGCAAAACUAGUUCCUGGGCUUACAUUUACUCACAGUAGACCCAUUGAAAUUAAAUGACGUGGUUAAGUAAGGUCCAUAGAAUUCAACUUACUUGAAUACCACCCUCUAAUCCUAAAUCUAUGGCUUCAAACACACCAUGCAAUUAAAGCACAAGACUCCCCUCCUCCCAAGAGUCCUGGGACCUUGGCUACAAUUCCCAGCACCCUUGUCAAACUGCAGUUCCCAAGAUUCUUUGGAGGAAGUCAUGUGUUUUGAAAUGUGCUUUAAAUAUUUGCAGAUCUGGUCGUUUUGUACCUGACCCUUGUGUGGGUGGAUUUGGGGGUUGGGAGGGGACCAACAGCCUGAAGUCUUCCCUCCCUUGAUUAUGCAACCACUCCAUAAUCUGGAGCAUGUGGCAGCAGGUUGUGGCUUCCGGGAGGUGAAGGGAGUGUAGUUUGCACAUGCCCAGAGAGGCAAUCUGCCCUUUGAUGUGGCUCGACUGAAUGCAGUGGGUUUCGGAACAAAGGCAAAUUUGGGACUGGCCUGUCUUGGGGUUCUGACAUAAGAAGAACUCUGUGGAAAGUCUGUUUUGUCCAUUUGCACACAGUGUGGAAAGAGAGGCUUCUUGGAAGCUCAGAAUCUAGGGGCAAAGGCAAUAACUGCACCACCACAACUUGACCACUGAACCUCAGCCUCCACAGAACCUCUGGGAUAGCUCAGUCCUUAGAGCAUGAGACUCUUAACCUCAGAGUCAUGGGUUUGAGCCCCACAUUGGACAAAGGAUUCAGAAUUGGACCAGAUGACCCUCGGGGUCCCUUCCAACUCUACAAUUCUGAUUCUAUGAAAACGAAUUUGCUGAAUCCUCUAAGCCAGUAGUCAUUGCCACAUCUUGUAGCUAAGUAGUGGUGACAGGUAAAUUUAAACUCUGGUCUCAGAGGCAGUGUAUCUUCAAAUGGUAAGACUAUGUAUUGAUUCACUUCCAGAUGUGGAAAGCCAGCUCCCUAGGGAGUGGGACUCUGAGCUUCUACCCCAGAGUCCUGCUCCAAUGGCACCCCUGCCUGCAUGUUAACUACAAAUUAUAAGAAGAGCUGGAUGGUCAGUUCCUUAGUUAGCUUGAUGGGGAUAUUGGAUAAUGCAGUCUUUCCAUAAGCUACAUAGAACUGACGGACUCUCAUUACUGCUUACUGGGCUGGCUGCAUGCCAGGGGAACAUUAGACAUGGCUUGUUUGUUGCAGUCCAUACCACUAGGGGGAGCUUCUCAAAAAAAUUGCAUUAUAAGGACCCUUCCCGAUUGGUGUUUCGCUGCGGGUGUACAGUGGUACAUCAGGUUAAGUACUUAAUUCGUUCUGGAGGUCCGUUCUUAACCUGAAACUGUUCUUAACCUGAAGCACCACUUUAGCUAAUGGGGCCUCCCACUGCUGCCGCGCCGCCACCGCACGAUUUCUGUUACCAUCCUAAAGCAAGCUUCUUAACCUGAAGCACUAUUUCUGGGUUAGCGGAGUCUGUAACCCGUAGCAUCUGUAACCUGAAGCGUAUGUAACCCGAGGUACCACUGUAUCCUGCAACAUGUGCUUGAUUCAUUGAUAAUGCAUUAGCGGUGGGUUUGUCCUGCUUUCGUUUGUGCUUCCUCGAUGCUGCCACAAAAGUGCUGUUUGGAGGUGCUACAGCACAACAAAAGCGAGACAAAUGGCAACAGCAGCCCCCAAACAUUUGUAGUAUGAAAAGUUAUGGGAUUUCAGCAGGAAGUUACGAGGUAUGCACCAAUUGGAAAUGAAGCAGUGUGACCCAUCUAAAACUUCUGUCUGCAUAAACAGCAUUGAAAGUGGGAUCAAGUAUGACCCCCUCCCCCAAUUGUAUCAUGAGCACCAAUCAUCAUAUAUUUUCAAUAAAAAGGACAUCUGGGGAUGCCCUAAGUAAGCCUUAGGAUUCAUUCAACCCAGUAUUGUCUGCUCUGGACAGCCAAGUCUGUUGACGCAGGCGUCAAAUCUGGGAUUUCUGACAUGCAAAGCCAGCUAUACUUGACUGUGCAAGUGAGAGGCAGCGUUUCAAAAACUGAACAUGAGGCCAAAGCAACCAAACUGGGGAAUCUGGUUGGGUGACACCAGAAGAAAGGGGACGACUCUGUUGGUUUUGAUUGGCGGCAGGGAUUUCAGGGGGUGGGGCCCUGUGCUGGCAUGUGCGCACACGUUGUGGUGGGGAAAACCCCUUCGUGCUUCCAAACGGCAGAGAUGCCAAUCUUGUUCCAGCUUGCACGGAAAUAGGGAGUGUGUUCACGAGCUGUGCAGCUGACUGACACUUUGCAUUUGUGAUUUACAGGCUGAGUACACUCUUUGCUGUUUAUUUAUCAUCAGUAUUUUUAUACCGUGCACAUAUGGGCGUUUGUACAUACCAGGGGCUGCCACCCUUGCUUGGUUUGUUCACCCAACCAGUCCCCUUGCCAAAACAACCCCCUUCCCUUAGAACUCGUCAAAAGCCUUUUAUGAUUAUCCCCCCACUUCUCACCCUUCCUCCGCCCCACCACCACCAAUGUUGGAGGUACAAAAGAGAAAGGCAGGGUGGGUUGCAAAAGUCUUGUAUCUUCUUCUGUUGGGAUGAAGAGUUGGUCCAGCAGUAGGAGGAAGGAGACCAGAAGAAGCCAGCCAGCCAAUCUGCGAAUCGGCAACUGCUGCAGCAGUAGAUUACCAGGGUGACUGGCUACCACUUCUGGCAGUGGUUAUUCCCACACAGACUGACCCUUCAUCCUAAUUGGGUGGGUGGCGGGUGGCAGAGGAAACAGUGGCUCUCCAAGCUGCCCAGGGAGGAGAAAGGUCACCAGUAGCACAGUGCUGGCCACUGGAACCCAGUGGCAGGGCUCCCAGGGCUGGCAGACUGAUGAUUCAGCGGAGACCAAACCCAUGGGACUCACUAAUGUGUGUUAGCAAUUGCAGCAGAGAAACAGGGGAGCAGGCGAUUCUGGAUUAACGGAUUUGGCACAACGAAAGGUGCACUCCGGAUCACUGGAACAAGGCAGGCUAGCAAUAGCCAAGCUUCCCCUUCUUCUGGCUAUAGGACUCUGCUUUAGCUGGCUGGAGAGACAGGGGUUAUCGCAGGAAGUAAAGCAAGUAUUUAGCUAUGCUGGAAAGGUUGGAGAGUGAGGGAAAAAGCAAGCAGGCUGUUUUGCAGUAGGAAGAAGCACAGAUCCUGACAGAGGACAGCUUGGGCCUCUGAGAGAAAAGGGUAGCCAGAGAGAAUAUUUUGCCACACUUCGUAUUUUUGUGUGUGUGUGCUUCCUUGAAUGACCUGGAUACUAGGACUGGGGAAUAUCUGGUUUUCAACCUCGUGCUAUAUCACCAGCUAAAAAUCGUGAUAUACUGAUAUAUCACAAUGUCUGAAAUAAGGAUGGAGCUAUGUAGAGGAAUUGGCUAGCUUCAGGGUUUUCCCAGCAUUGUGAUUUUUGCCUAGCACAAACCCAUCAUGAUUUGUGAUAUAUUGCCAGGUCAGAAAUUAUAAGACCAAUAUCACAAUAUGGACUUCAAACCAGUUUUUAGACGAUAUAUGGAUAUAUCACCCAGCCCUACUGGAUACGAAGUGGAUCAGUCCCUUGAGUAGUUCACAGAGCUGUGUGUACAUUGGGGUUGGGAACCUCAGAUGUGGCCCUCUAGGCCUCUAUAUCUGGCCCCAUGGAAUCUCCCCAGGUCGCUCCCAGCAGUCCUGCUUUGCACCUUAUUUGAGUGUUUUUGCCUGGCUGGAAUGUGUCCUUGAAUUACAAUUGUGCUUGUCCGGAUCAGGGAUAGAGCAUAAAAACUUGCUUACUAAGCAAAAGUAAAUUUGCAUCUGCUGCUCCGCCCACUUUUGUCUCUGGCCCCGCCCACCAGCAAUGUCACACAACCCUUGGAAGGUUGGCCAGCAGGAAAUGCAGCCGUCUGACUGAGAAAGAUUCUCCAGCCCUAGUGUAGGUUAUUUCCAAGUGGUCUGUGGAGACGAGAAGUCUGGCUAUCACUGCUCCAAGGUGUUCAGGUGCAGCGCUCUUGCUGAGAGCUCUGAGCAUCGCUGUCAAGAGGUUCUCAGCACCGGUUGCGUUCAGCUCCUUCUUGAGCACCUCCAUAAGCUUCUCGGCACCCACCAGGCUCCUGAGCCUUCCUCUGCCUGUUUCGCCAUGUCCUCACAUGCUCUUCCAAGAGCAUGCGUCUCUGUCCAAGCCCUGCUUCUCAAAGCGAAUUUCACUGCCCUUGCGGCUCUUGUUGAGUCCCUGCCACCUGUUUCAUGUGGUUUCCGUAUGGAGUUUCUCUUCCACGACGAUUAUGUAACUCUGGUGAUUUUGCUCAACUGCUUCUUGUGGGCAGCUGCGCCUCCUGUUGAUUAAGCUUAAGCCAAUCUUCAAGCGUCGAUCUGGAGGGGGGCCAAGAAGUCUUAGCCUAACAAGAAGAGGAAGAGAGAGGAAGAGGGCAGAGAGAGAAGGGUGGGAAGCCGACUUACAGCAGCGUGGGCCAUCCAGUUACUUUCCAUUGGGAUGGAGACACUGAGGUGGUGGCCCUUCGCAGUGAAAUCUUUCUUUUUUCAGACAAAUUUUUAUUGAUUUUCACAGAUUUUACAAAUUUGCUUACAUUUUAAUAUAUGUUUCUCUUAGAAUUUUGACUCCCCACCCUUACUUCCUUGCUGUUUUUAUUCCCACCUUAUAUCUACUGUUUUAUAUGACAUACUUUUCUCUAAUACAAUUAUUCUCUAUUUCACUUAUCGUUGUUCUUGUCCCGCUGCGCAUAAUUCGAACCUUGUCCGUGUUUUCAUUCGACUAUAAGAGUUCUUCAACUGGUCCGGAAAGGGCUCUCUACUCUUCCAUAAACAGUUUGUCUCUUUUACCUCUUAUUUUUGCUGUCAAAUUUUGCCAUUUCCACAUAGUCCAUUCACUUUUGAAGCCAUUUCUCCUUAGCUAGUACUUCUCCUUCUCUCCAUUUCUGCGUGUACAGGAUUCACAACAAAAUCUUUCGCAUGGACAGAAUCCAGCUACGUUUCGCUGACAGGAGAACCUUUGAAAUUAAUGGACCCAAAUGAGUCAGGACCCUUAAUUUCAUUGGGUCUACUCAUGAGUAGGGCUAACAUUGGCAAUAACACUCUUGUCGCUUUCGGUUUCUCGUCCCCCCCCCCCAAUUUUCAGUUCUCCAUAUUUCUGCAGGGAUUUUGUGAUUCUGUUUAUUUUAUAUUAAAAAAGCCACAAUGAAAAUUCAUCAGCAUAUAAAUGCAAAUUUCUCUUAAUGUAUCCUGCCCUGCCUUUUGCAAGCAGUGUCCCCAAGAGGAUGCAGUUGGUGUGUUAUUUUCAUGAAUGUGUGCAGAAAAAUGCAGGAUGGGCCUGUGCAGUCCAGAAGCCAGCAGCUGAUGAUACUGAGGCCAGCUAAGAAAGAUCAGACUCACAGAGUUUGACCUUUGUCCCAGCAGGGAUUAAAUUGAUUCUAAUUAAUAGGCUUCACAAUGGAGGGCUACCUUUAGUGGAGUUUAAAGGGCUUGGGUCAUUGGUGGGUUGUUGUUGUUGUUGCUUUUUCCAGUCUGCCAUAAAUUACAUCUCUAAUUAACUUGGGGUCCUCUUUGUAGCUGUCCUUUCCCCCCCUCCCUGCCCUCUAGCUUCUUAAAUGCAUCCCACUGCACUCCCAGCAAUGCCAAUAUAGCUACCGUAUUUUUCGCUCUAUAACACGCACCCGACCAUAACACGUACAUAGUUUUUAGAGGAGGAAAACAAGAAAAAAAAUAUUCUAAACAAAACAGCGGAUGUAUGAUUUUUGUGGUUCAUGCUGUGGCCACAGACAUGUGAUCUGAUGGUGAGUUUGGGGUAGCCCAAUGCAAAAAUCCUGAGGAUCCAUGUGGAUCCAUGCUUUGUAACCACGUUUUUGCACCACUGCGGCCCCAGGCAACAGUGGGUGCAUGAUUUUUUUGGUGCAAGCUGUAGCCAUGCUAUGUGAUCUGACAUGCUAUGUGAUCUGACAUGCUAUGUGAUCAGCGGCUCUUCUCCCGCUUUGCUGUUUCAAAGCAAGCCACGGAGAAGGGAAGGAAGGGGAACCAUGGAUCCUCUGCUCACAACUGCAGCAGAUCUCCCCGCCAUCCGUAGGCAUUCGCUCCAUAACACGCACAGACAUUUCCCCUUACUUUCUAGGAGGAAAAAAGUGAGUGUUAUGGUGCAAAAAAUAUGGUAUAUUUGCAACCUGGGGGUGAACACACGCAGAAAUAAUUUUGUUUAGAUUUUUUUUAAGAAAAGAAAAGACAGCCAGGGAAUUAGGGCUUUUUGUGGUUGUCUUCUGCAACAUGUCAUCGAUGCAGUAAUAAGGCCUUAGCUGUGGACCAUCCACUGGUCAUUCCUCAUUAUUAGCUGUUCUCUGAUGCGUCCACAAUAUUAUGGUAUUGUUGCCAUCUGGAGGGAUUUUAUGGGGCUGCAUUCACACCACAAUUUAUUCUGUCUCCCCAGCAUUUCCUUGCCUGUUAAUAUUUCACAGAAUCAUAGAGCUCAAAGGGACCCCCCAGGGACUUCUCUUUCAACCCCUUGCAAUGCAGGAACCACAGCUAAAGAAUCUGUGGUAGAUGGCUGUCCAAUUUCUCUUUAAAAAACCUCCGCCGGAGGUGAGUCCACCACCUUCUAGGCUGGAAUUGCUUGUGUGGAAGGCAAAUCCUCGUGAGAUGUGGUUCUCCGCUGUCCAACGCUAUUCGUCCGACUUAUCCAAAAUAAUGAUUUGACAUCUGAAAGUUGGGUUUGCAGAGGGGAGAGGACAUUUGCAUAAGUAAGGGGAAGCCUGGCAAUCAAAGGAUCCUUGGUGUGUGUGUGUGUGUGUGUAAGCACAUCCGGAUUGCUUGAGAGAAUUGGCACCCGCUACCUCCUUUGUGGCUCAGGGUUCAUCGGCUGGUCAGGCAGUUCCCCCCUCCCAACCUAUGACAUCAUGACAAUUUUGUUUAUCCCUCACACAGAACAAGCACUGUGAAGGGAGAAAUGGCUUCCGACUACUUGUCCCCCAAAUCUUUCUUCUUUCUUUCUUUCUUUCUUUCUUUCUUUCUUUCUUUCUUUCUUUCUUUGCUUCAGUUCAGCAGCUGCAAGACACUUGAAUCAGGAACCCUGCAGCCCAGCAAUUUUUGCUCUCAUCGACAAGCAAGCAUGACAACAAUAAUUUCUUCCUCUUUCCUUUGAACUCUUUGCAAGCUGGUUGCACCGCCAGAGACCAUUCCAGACUGGGGACGGUGGUGUUUUUUAUUUUAUUUUAAGCAAGUAUAUUCAGCAGCAUGUCAUGGACACAAGAAUGGUACGCUAGUGGCAAACUUAACACUGAGCUGUCCAAAUACCAUAACAGCUUUGUUAGUUGUGCUCUGAUGCUUGUAAGAGGUGUCCCGUUAGAAGUUUAUAAGGUUAGGCAUGGCAUAGAGAACACACAAAGCUUUAUUGCGGUCCACAGACCCAAAAUACAUAGUACAACAAUAGUAUAUAGCAACAGUCAUUAAGGUGUAAGAUCAGCCUUGCUAGUCAACAGAGAAGCUUAAGCCUAUACAUACUGAUUUCUGAUUUUUACUGCCUCUGAGAGGAGUUUUGCUACAUCCAGUGUAAUAGUAUCACACUUACCCUCAAGAAGAACCUUGACAUGAAAUGAGUUGGCCAUUCCAGGUUGUUCUGACAGUACAGUGGUACCUCAGGUUACAUACGCUUCAGGUUACAGACGCUUCAGGUUACAGACUCCACUAACUCAGAAAUAGUACCUGGGUUAAGAACUUUGCUUCAGGAUGAGAACAGAAAUUGCGUGGCAGCAGCGGGAGGCCCCAUUAGCUAAAGUGGAUCCUUCAGGUGCUUCAGGUUAAGAACAGUUUCAGGUUAAGAACGGACCUCCGGAACGAAUUAAGUUCUUAACCUGAGGUACCACUGUAUUGGAUUGCUUACCAUGAAGUUGUUACAGUAAGGGCCACACAUUUUUAACAAUUUAAAAAAUAGGUGCCAGUUCUACAUACCCUUGAGUACGCCGCCCCCCCCCCCCAGGGGCGGGGGAAGCACUGGGUCUCGUAGGUUUAACAGUUUAGCAUGCAGAAUUUGCUUUGCUCUCUUGCCGCCACCCUGUUUCAUCCCAGGGAUUAGGAAUCCAAUGGAAGGAACUCCCCUAUCCUUCUCAAAAUAUGUCACUGUAUCUUUCCAUUCUCUGCCGACACCUCUCGCUGUUUGCUUUCCAUUAUCUUUAAUGCUCAAAGAUUUGCCUCUGGCCCAACGGUGUUUACCAUAGUUUCUCAGAGGUGUCAUUAAGAGGCCUCUUAAUGUCAGACUCCAAGCAUCAAAAGGGUUUCUCUCCCAGCCUUGGACAAUGGUCAACCUUUCACAUAUCUCCCUUGCACAAAAGCUUGCCAAAUCUCUUUUUUAUAUAUACAUGCCAGUAUGACAUUACUUGGAUUAUCUUUUUUUUUAAAAAAGUAAGAGCUAUUCCAGGAAGGGAUGAUAGUGCUUUAUAUAUGGAGUCUGAGCACUGGUCCAUCUAGCUUAGCAUGGUCUGUGGUCCUCCAGAUCUUGAUGGGCUAUAGGUAAAGGUAAAGGGACCCCUGACCAUUAGGUGCAGUCAUGGCUGACUCUGGGGUUGUGACGCUCAUCUCGCUUUAUUGGCCGAGGGAGCCGGCGUACAGCUUCCGGGUCAUGUGGCCAGCAUGACUAAGCCGCUUCUGGUGAACCAGAGCAGCACACAGAAAUGCCGUUUACCUUCCCGCCGGAGCGGUGCCUAUUUAUCUACUUGCACUUUGACGUGCUUUAGAACUGCUAGGUUGGCAGGAGAAGGGACCGAGCAACGGGAGCUCACCCCGUCACAGGGAUUGGAACCACCGACCUUCUGAUCGGCAAGUCCUAGGCUCUGUGGUUUAACCCACAGCGCCACCUGCAUCUAUAGCUCCCAUCAACCCUGUCUUCAUGGAGGCUAAGGCUAUUUGUGGCUGCUGGCCGUGAUGGCUAUACUCUGCCUCCAUGAGCAGAGGCAGUGGUGCUGCUUCUGCAUCCCAGUUGCUGGAAACCACAGGAGGGGAGAGUGGUCUUGUGGAUGGGUCCUGCUUGCGGAUUUUCCACAGGCAUCUGCUCAGCCACUGUGAGAACAGGAUACUGGACUAGAUGGGCCCAGCAGGACAAUUGUGAUGACCUUAUCUUCAAGGGCAGCCCAAUGUAGAGCACACUGUAGCAGUCCAGUCUGGUGUCUCUGAAAAAAUUUACACUUCACUUGGGAAGACAGGCGAACUAAUGCCAGUGUACUGGAAGAAGCAAAGAUCAUCAGUGUUGAAGCAAUGAUUUUUCAACAUCAACUUCGUUGGACUGGUCAUGUUGUUUGGAUGCCUAACUAUCGUCUUCCAAAGCAACCAGUCUAUUCCAAACUUAAAAGUGGAAAGUGUAAUGCUGGUGGUCAACAAAAGAGGUUUAAAGACUUUCUCAAGGCAAAUCUAAAAUAAUGUAGUAUAAACACCAACAACUGGGAAACACUGGCCUGCGAGCACUCCAGUUGGAGAACAGCCUUUACCAAACCUUCACCGUGAUCAACUCCUGCCCGGAAACCUCUGUCCCCACUGUGGAAGGACGUGUGGGUCUAGAAUUGGCCUCCACAGUCACUCACUGUUAAAACUGUGUUUAUGGAAGAUGAUCUUAAUAGGCUACGAGUGAUCGCCAGAGAAGAAGAAAGAAGAAGUCCAGUCUGGAAGCCAUCAGAGCAUGGAAUGCAAUGUGCAUGCACAUUGAUCACAAGCCAUUUUUACUAUUUAUAGUUCUGCUACAAUCAGGUCCCAUUCAAUGGCUUCCCAUGGAGGCAUCUGCUUGGCCACUGUGAGAACAGAGUGGCAGACUAGAUGGGCCAUUGGCCUAAUCCUGCAGGCCACUUAAAUUCUUAUGUUCACUGGCCAUUCCGGCUGUGGCCGAGAGGACAACAUAUAUAAGUUUUAAUAACAUUCACACGUCUCUCAGCAAGUUUCCCCACCAGGACGAAGCAAAGUCGUGGUUACCAGUAUUACAUUUAAGCAAACCCCUAGCUGCAGACAGCUGAAAAGAAGGGACAAAAUUUGACCUCACCCAGUCCCUUUCUUCCAUGACUGAACACAAACUUUGCUCUCUUUCAGCUACUGUUUGCACUUGCUCAAGCUGUUACCCUUUUGUCAACAGGUACCUUUGUGUGGCCCCGGCUGACAGAUCCUUCCAGGCUUCGCGAGUUAUGAAGUGCCCAUUAAGGGCAGGCAGAUCUGGUAGCAUUGCUUUCUCUCUGCUUCUCAUUUUUCCAGUCUUAAAUUCAGGUCUCCGCAUCUCUGGAGCAAAUUCGCAUUUUUGUAAUAUUAAAAAACAAACAGACCCACAUCCUCGUUAAAAUUCACCAGCGUUUUAAGUGCACGGUUCUCCUAACAGACACAAUUUUUAAUGCAGGUCUGGCACUUCCCCCUACUAUAAAAUAUUUUUGUAUGUUAUUUUCACUAAUAUAUGCAUUUCGGGCUUGAAGCACCAACAAGAGUACCUUGAACUGGGUCCAGAAGUGAACUGGCAACCAAUGCAGCUGUUUUAAAAUGGGGUUUAUAUGGGGCACAGGAUGCUAACUGUUGAGCAAAAUGAAAAAAAAUCUGGGGGAAUGGAAUGGAGUAUCUUGGAAGGGGAAAUGGCUGACUGGCUGGCACCUUACAUAGGAAGCAUACUGGGCACCGCAACUAGGUCAGCUGGUAGAGCAUGAGACUCUUAAUCUCAAGGUCAUGUGUUUGAGCCCCAUGUUGGGCAAAAUAUUCCUGCAUUGCAGGGGGUUGGACUAGAUGACCCUUGGGGUACCUUCCAACUCUGGAAUUCUAUAAGUCUAUGCAACAUUUAUUGCAGGGCCGACUUUUGUUGGUAUUUAUUCCUCCUGGGCAUCCUUCCUUUCGUCUGCUUGUCUCCAACAAAACCUUUCCCCCCUGUUUAUCUAUUGUCUGUACUCCUUGCAUUUUUUUCUUUGCACCUUUUUCUUUUAGAAGACCCUCCCCCACACCCAAAUUUACAUUACGUUUUUUAAAAUUUAAUUUUUUAUUGAAUUUUACAAAAAAAGAAAAGGAAAGAGAAGCAAAGAAUAAUACAUAACACUGUGGUACCACAGGUUACAGACGCUUCAGGUUACAGAUUCCACUAACCCAGAAAUAGUACCUCAGGUUAAGAACUUUGCUUCAGGGUAAGAACAGAAAUCAUGUGGCAGAGGUGGUGCAGCAGCAGUGGGAAGCCCCAUUAGCUAAAGUGGUGCUUCAGGUUAAGAACAGUUUCAGGUUAAGAACAGACCUCCAGAACGUAUUAAGUUCUUAACCCGAGGCACCACUGUAUACAUAUUUUCCAAAAUGCAGACUGAAAAAAAAAAAAAGACAAAAGUUGUUGUUUGCCGCCUUCGGCAUCUUUACAAUAAGGCAGGAUGCCAUUUUUUCAACAAAACACACAACCAUGUGCCACGAUGUUUGCGCAUUGCUCCUCCUCUGCUGACGCCAACCACAGAAGGCAAAUGGGGUUGGUGGCAGAGCGCCACCCUGCACGAUGAUGUCAUGCCACCCGUUGCGUUGGCAUGGGAAGGGAAAAGAAUGGCAUCGGUGCGGAGCCCCUCUCGGUCUGCUAUUUGGGGGGUAGAGGCAGUUAGCAACCCGGAGCUAAUUAAGGCGCAACAGCCGAGUCCUUCCACCAUCCAGCGCUGGCAUCCUAGGCGGGCAGGAGGCCUCUUGCUGCUGACCCCAGCCCCUGGCAGCCCACCUUCCCCUGGGAUGGCACAAGGAAGCAUUCCACCUGGCUGCCAAGGAUUGAGGUCACCUAGAGUAGCAACAGGGCAGGAAGCUUCUGCACAGCGCCAGCCUUCCACAGCAGGGAUUAACCGCCUCGCUGAGCUGCUGCCCUCGACAAUUUUCUGGUCAGUAACUUUCUGAAAAGGAGAGCGUGUCUCUUGCAGGAGGGAGGGAGGCCAGCAGCUGAGGAGGGGUAAGGUUGGGGCGGGGGGAGAGAGAAGAGGACUGGAUGGGUUCCAGGAUGGGAAGCUAUCACAUCCGAAAACUACAGCCCUAGACAGAGGUCGGGUUUUCCAACGCUUCUUCCUGCCCGCCCAACACAAAUACAGAAACUCCAGCGCUUAUUUAGGGAUGGGGCUGGGAUGUGUCUAUUCCACUGUUAUUAAAGGUGUGGGAGAUAUCGUGGCAGGGAAUGGUUGUCUACUGUAGCAAGGCUUUGGCUGAUUUAUUUAUUUAUUUAUUUUUAUAAUCCACACUUUCAUUAAAAAAUGUAGCAGGGUGGAGUAAACAGAGGAAUCAAAUCAGCAGAUGAUCCAUAAAAGCAGCAAUUAAAAGGACAAAAUAAUGAUGGUGCAAAUGGCUGCCUAAACAAUGCAGAUUUCAGAAGACAUAUAAAAGAAGGCAGGUACAAUUCCUGCUAAACUUCCACUGGCAGGUAGGGCAGGGCCUGCCACACUGAUCUUUAGUAAUGGCCAAACGAAUCAGAGGAUCUCAGUGGCUGAGGUGGAGCAUAAGGAAUUGGGCAGUCCUUGUUGUUGUUGUUGUUAAUUAUUAUUAUUUAUAUGCUGCCCAUCUGACUAGGUUACCUCAGCCACUCUGGCCAGCUUCCAACAAAUAUAAAAGCAUAAUGAAACAUUAAAAACUUCCCUAAACAGGGCUGCCUUCAGAUGUCUUCUAAAAGGCAGAUAGUUGUUUAUUUCCUUGACAUCAGAUGGGAGGGCGUUCCACAGGGCAGGCACUACUACUGAGAAGUCCCUCUGCCUGGUUCCCUGUGACUUCUUGCAGGGAGGGAACUGCCAGAAGGCCCUCAGAGCUGGACUUCAGUGUCCGGGCUGAACGAUGGGGGUGGAGACACUCCUUCAGGUAUACUGGGCCGAGGCUAUUUAGGGCUUUAAAGGUCAGCACCAACACUUUGAAUUGUGCUCGGAAACGUACCAGGAGCUAGUGAAGAUCCUUUAGGACUGGUAUUAUAUGGUCUCAGUGGCCACACCCAGUCACCAGUCUAGUUGCCGCAUUCUGGAUUAGUUGUCGUUUCCGAGUCACCUUCAAAGGUAGCCCCACGUAGAGCACGUUGCAGUAGUCCAAGCGGGAGAUAACCAGCACAUGCAUGUACUAAAUCGCCUUGGUCCAGUAUACCUGAAGGAGCGUCUUCACCCCCAUCGUUCUACCCAGACACUGAGGUUCAGUGCCGAGGGCCUUCUGGUGGUUCCCUCACUGUGAGAAGUCAAGUUACAGGGAACCAAGCAGAGGGCCUUCUCGGUAGUGGCGCCUGCCCUGUGGAACACCCUCCCACCAGAUGUCAACUACCAGACUUUUGGAAGACAUCUGAAGGCAGCCCUGUUUAGGGAAGCUUUUAAUGUUUGAUGCAUUAUGGUAUUUUAAUCUUUUGUUGGAAGCCGCCCAGAGUGACUGGGGAAGCCCAGCCAGAUGGGCGGGGUAUAAAUAAUAAAUUAUUAUUAUUAUUAUUAUUAUUAUUAUUAUUAUUAUUAUUACUUUAGCCCAAGUUGUGUGGAUUAACACAACUAUCUUGAAUCUCCCCUAGUAGCAAAUCAGAUCAGAAACCAGUGAAACUCAGCAUCUGAGUAACAUGAUGGCUGUGGUUAGAAACUUGGGCAGUCCCACAUGAAGCAUGGUGCAGUAAUCAAGCCCUAAGGUUACAAUUCGCACUGGUAGGGAAGGCGGGGAGAUGGACAAUAGGUGGAACCAGAGUCAAUGAUGGGUGCAGCUACCCCCUGGCUGGUUGUGAGUGAGAAGUCAUGCAGAAAAACAAAAGGCACUGGGCUGGCAGGGUGGACACUGGGGUUAGUGGGGGCAAAGCUCCAUUCAUCCUUGAGGACGAAGCUGCAGUGGUGAAGCAUUCUCAAAGCAACUGGAUGUCACUGGCCAACGAUUCUUAAAGAACCAUUUUCUUGCAGAUUAUCCUGUGGGGUCGGACAGAGAAGUGCCUAAAAGAAACCACGGAGGAGAUCCGAGCGAUGGGAACAGAGUGCCAUUACUUCAUCUGUGACGUGGGCAACCGCGAAGAGGUUUACCGACAGGCCAAAGCUGUCCGUGAAAAGGUACGUUUGGUGAAGAAACUGAGGGGGCUGCUCAUCAAAUUCGCAAAUGACACCAAACUGGGAGGGAUAGUGAAUAUCGCUGGAGAUAGGAUUCAAGGUGAGCCCACAGUGUGAUGGAGCAGCAAAAAAAAGCUAAUCUAGGCUGCAUCAACCAAAGUAUAUUGCUCAGAAGUCAUAGUACCGCUCUAUUCUGCAUUGGGCAGACCACACCCUUAGUACUGUGUCCAGUUCUAGGCACCAGUUAAAGAAGGAUAUUGGCAGGCUGGGGGGUGCUGAGGAGGGCAGCCAAGAUGAUAAAGGGUCUGGAAAUCAAGCCUUAUGCGGAACGGUUGAGGGAGUUGGGAGUGUUUAGCCUAGAGAAGAGAAGAUUGAGAGGGGAUAGGAGAGCCACCUUCAACUUUCUAAAGGGCUGUCACAUGGAAGAUGGAGAAAGCUUGUUUCCGCUCCUCCAAAGGGUGGGACUUUUCUGACAUGAAGAGCUGUUUGUCAGUGGGAUGAAAUCGCUCAGAAACCGUACUCAACCCUGCUUCACUUUGCAAAUAUGCCGGUAGUAAACAAUGCAGACUGGAAUCUUGCUUUCUUUUUAAGGGCAGUUCCAUAAGUUCAGUGGUAGAGCAUCACCUUUGCUUGCAGUGGGUCCCAGGCAUUUCUGGAUUGGGCUGAGAAAGGCCUGAAACCCAGGGGAACCACAGUCUGUCAGUGUAGACAAUACUGAGCUCUAAUAUAACAUGAGGCAGCUUCAUGUGGAGCAUCUGUAGCCGAAGAGCACAGGUAUUGGAUGCUGAAGGUCCUAGGUUCAAUCCCCGGUGUGUCCAGGUAGGGUUGGGAGAGAGUCCUGUCUGAAACCCUGGAGAGCUGCUGACAAUACUAAGCUAGAUGGAAUCUGUAUAAGGCCGCAUAAUAUGUUUACUGUUGGGAAACAAAAGACUGAGCUCUAUGUACCUUUGGUCAGAUCUUGCAGGGCUCACCCACUGACUGGGGGCUUCUCCUUUCUCCCCCCACCUCCUCUUUAGGUCGGGGAUAUCACCAUCCUAGUGAACAACGCAGCCGUUGUUCACGGCAAGAGCUUGAUGGAGAGCGACGAUGACGCACUGCUGAAAUCACAGCACAUCAACACGCUGGGACAGUUCUGGGUACGCAGCCAUCCUUUCUCCCACAUUCUCAGGCUUGGAAGUGACAGCAGGGAAUUGCAGCCAGCGAAAUCUUGGCUGCUCCCAGGGAUGGCUGAGCCGAAUUUGGGAAGAUCAGCCCGGCGUGCAAACCUGCCAGAAAAAACAGUGGGGUGGGGGGAGGUGUGUGCAGGGGGAAAGAUUCCAGCUACCUACUGAAAUUAAUACUAAGCACCGUUGGGUGAUGCUUUAGGCAUGUGGUGCUCUUUUAGACAUCCCUGAAUUAGUCUCUACUGCUAGGUAGAUUUUCCUUUUCCUGCCCCUGAUCUAACCUGGGGUGAUUAAUUAAUUAAUUUUUUUUUUACCAAUUGUCAAUUAGAUUGGGCAUUGGGGAGCUCCUUAUCUCUCUCUACCCAAUGCAUUUCUGCCUGUGGUCAAUUGCCUCCCACCUGAUAUCUCAGCUCCAUCCUACUUGAGGAAUUGUGACUUGCAAAGGAGAAGCGGAUCUCUUGCAAAGAAGAAGGUGAUGGGCUCUGUGGCCCUCCUGGACUCCAACUGCUAUCAUGCCUCAGCCAGAAAUGGCCAAUUGUCACGGAUGAUGGGAGUUGGAGUCCAGCAGUUCCUGGAGGGUCACAGCUUUCCCAUCAGUCAGGGUUGGAGUCAGGAGCAAGUUGGCAGUAAAUCACACGGCGUCAGUGAAGUUCUCUUUAUUCAAGGAAACCAGGGUGACUCCAGAGGCCAGGCCUAAUGAGCACAACAGUUCAUCCUGGUAAAUCUUGCCCCUAUGAGGCAGUUGUUGGGAAUGAAGGUCCCCGCCUUCCCACAGUUCCCUAAGUCCUCUCCUCACCCAGGUCCUUCCCAAGCAAUCUGAGUCAUUGCCACUGUGCCUGACUUUGCUCCACACUCUUCAUAUCUCUUCUGGUUCUGGGAGACCAGGGAGGAAGGGGAGCUGGUGUAGCAUAAGGGGAGACUCCAUGGCUUCUUCAGCAGCCUGCCUGAUCUCUGCCUCUUGGGCCUCCUCUUCUCUAGCCUCUGCUUCUGGACUGCUCUCUGCCACAGGCUCUUCCUGCUCACCAAACCCUAUGACCUCUUCAGCUUCCAACCCUCCUCCCUCUUCUCCCUCUAGCCCCUUAUCAUCAUCCCACCUCCAAUCCCUGGGCCCUGAGCCUUCUUUCCUUGGGGGUUCCCCAGCUGGUGCCUCCCACCACAUCUCUGACACCAUCCCUGCCAUGACUGCCAGCUUACAGUAACACAGAUGUGGGCUUUUCCAACUGGUGGCACCACUGUUGUGCAGUGCCUCCCCUCUGAAAUAUAGGAGUCCUCCCCACUGGUUCUCGCUUUCCACAAGCUCCUGAAGACACACUUGGUUAAAGACCAGCAUCCCCUUUGAACUUCCUGAUCUAAUUGCCCCGGUGGCUCUUUUCAUUCUUCUUCUUUUCAACGGGUCUUAUCCCCUUGCAUAUUGUAGUUGCGGAAGAUUUCGUGGAAUGGUUUUUAUUGUGCGCUUCAGUUAGGCACGGGUAUUUUAUGAUUUAUUUUAUACUUGUAACCCACUAAGAAGCCAUUUCGGUGUGCAGGUAGUACAUAAAUCAAGUACAGUGGACGCUCGGGUUGCGAAUGUGAUCCGUGCAGGAGGCACGUUCUCAACCCGUAGUGUUUGCAACUCGUGACCUGCGCGUCUGCGCAUGCACGGGUUGCAAAUCGGUGCUUCUGCAUAUGCGCAAAGCGCGAUGUAGCGCUUCUGCGCAAGCAAAAACGCCGAAACCUAGAAGUAACCCGUUCUGGUAUUUCCAGGUUCAGCGCGGUGCGCAACCCAAAAUCGCUCAACCUGAAGCAUCUGUUAUCCGAGGUAUGACUGUAAUUAACAGCAGUUAUCGAUGAUCAUGAUAUGUGAACCAAGGUUAUUCUCUCUCUGCCCACAGACCACAAAGGCCUUCUUGCCGCGGAUGCUGGAACUGCAGAAAGGGCACAUUGUUUGCCUCAAUUCUAUCCUGGCCUUGUCUGCCAUCCCUGGGGCUAUUGACUAUUGCACUUCCAAAGCCUCCUCUUUUGCCUUCAUGGAGAGCUUGACGCUGGGUCUCUUGGACUGUCCUGGAGUAAACGCAACCACUGUCCUGCCAUUCCACACCAGCACAGAGAUGUUUCAAGGGAUGCGGAUCAGGUCAGUGCAGACAGCCACAAAAACAGGUCUGGUUGGUGAUGCGUGAGGUAGAUCCUGCAUUUAUGAAGGAGCAGGGGUGGGAAAUCCUGGGGCAGCCCAGCAACAUUCAAUCUACAGCUGAAGGAUAUCAUGUAAGUGGUUUGGAUAAAGCAAUAUACAGUACAGUGCUACCUUGGUUCUCAAACUUGAUCCAUUCCGGAAGUCCAUUCCAAAACCAAAGCGUUCCAAAACUAAGGCGUGCUUUCCCAUAGAAAGUAAUGCAAAAUGGAUUAAUCUGUUCCAGACUUUUAAAAACAACCCCAAAAACAGCAAUUUAACAUCAAUUUUACCAUCUAACAAGACCAUUGAUCCAUGAAAUGAAAGCAGUAAUAAUCAAUGAACUGUACUAUAAAAUAAAUAAGACAGUAUUGUAGAUGAUAAAAAUUAAAAUUAUUUCUUUUUCUUACCUGCGCUGAUGAUAGUCAUUGUUUGGAUGUUUUAUCCAUUUCUGCUGUCACACAACCAAUCAAUCAGUAGCUGAACAAGGUUCCACACAGUCACAAAAACGAAUUAACCGGAAAAGCCUCAAAAACAAAAAUUCAAAAUAAAUAGUAAAAACAAAAGUGCCAAACUUAUUCUGUUCUGGAAGUCCGUUUGACUUCCAAAAUGUUCAAAAACCAAGGCGCAGCUUCUGAUUGGUGCAGGUGCCCCGGAAACAAUAGCCAACAACCGCAUCGGAUGUUCGGCUUCUGAAAAACAUUUGAAAACUGGAACACUUACUUCUGGGUUUUUAGCAUUUGAGAAUCAAAGCGUUUGAGUACCAAGGCAUUUGAGAACCAAGGUACCACUGUAUACAUUUUUAAAAUAUCAAUACAGUUUUUAAAAACAAGGAGACGGAACAUUUUUUCAGCACCACCCUCUGUCCUCCAAAGCGUUUGCAGCCUGAGGCAGCUGCCUCAUUCUGCCUAACGGUAGAGCUGGCCGCGAGGUGAACAAACAGGGCUGUGUUUUCUUUUCCAGAUUCCCCAACCUCUUCCCUCCACUAAAGCCAGAGACGGUGGCUCGGAGGACAGUAGAAGCUGUUCAGCAGAACCAAGCUUUCCUCCUGCUGCCAUGGACAAUGCACAUCCUGAUCAUCUUGAAAAGGUGCGGCCUGCUGCUCCACACCCAUUUUUAUUUUAUUUGUUCGGUGAUGCAAGGAGGUCAAGUUGGCAUGUGCUGCUCUCCGACUCCUCCCCAUUUUUAUCAACAAGCCUCUGAAAUGGUGGCUUGGUCCAAGGUUCCCAUGUGAGCUUUAUGGCCAAGUGAGGGAUUUGAACCUUGGUCUCCUGAGCCUAUUCUGGCUGUCCCAACAGCUGAACCACACUAGCUCUCCAAAUCUAGUCCUGGCAAGAUGGAGCAUGAAUGUGGGGACAUUGAGGGGCUGCAGGUAUCUACCCUGCCCUCAUCAUCUCCUACCUCCACCCUCAACCUUCAUGUGUUGUGAAGGAAGGUCUGAAGGGGGAAUCUUGGAGAGUUUGAUUGGUGCUGGAAAUCCUCCACACAAAUGGUAAGCCCAGUUCUGCAAGCCAUGCAGCUAUUCCCCCUUUGGACCGUCCCACGCCAUGCAUGAACAUCUGAGACUGCAACUGGCAGGGAUGGAGGGCAGCGCCUCUUGCUGCCUCUCCUUGUGUGCAUCUUUGAUGAUGAGAAGAGGCCUGAUGGAGUAGGGAAGGGAAAACCAAGGCCCAGCGGCUCUCUCGGUUCCACAAAGAGCUUGUGCCAAAAUGUCAGCACAGUGAGUUGCAGAGCAACUUGAACUGUGAGAUGAGCACCCUGAGAUGGUGAGAUUGUCCCAGAAGUGGGAACCCAUCACCAAAAGUUGCACGUAUUUCCAUAAAUGUGAAGGGGUGUGUGUGUGUGUGUGUGUGUGUGUGUGUGUGUGUAGGGCCCCGUACAUUAAUGCAAGGCCCUUUAAUUUGGCCCAGAGGUGUAUGGGCAACAACUGAACAUAAGAACAUAAGGAGAGGUUUACUGGAUCAGGCCAGUGGCUGAUCUAGUCAUAGAAUCAUAGAAGGGACCACAAGAAUCACCUGGUCUGACUCCCCACAGUACAGGAAUAUUUUGCCCAACCUGGGUCUUGAACUCACAACCCUGAGAUUAAGAGUUUCAUGCUCUAUCAACUGAGCUAUCCCUCAGUCCAGCAUCCUCUUCUCACAGUGGCUAACCUGUGGGAAAUCAGGAAGCAGGAUUUGAGCGCAAGAGCCCUUCCCCUUUCCUGCAGUUUCCAGGAACUGGUAUUCAGAAGCAUCACUGCCUCCAACUGUGGAGGAACAGCAGAACCAUCAUGGCUAGAAGCCACCAACAGCUCUCUCCUCCGUGAAUUUCUUUUCGCAUUAUUUGCAAAGCGUAAAAUAAAAACAAAUCACCCAGUCCCUUCAGCAUCCAGUGCACCUGUCCACUCUGCCUGUCCUCUGCUCUGCCUCCGGUGGACUGGCUGACCCACCCUCUCUUGCCUUCCUCUCUUGCAGCAUCCUUCCGCAAGCGGCGCUCGAAGAAAUCCACAAGUUCUCCGGGAGCUACACCUGCAUGAACACUUUCAAAGGGCGCACGUAGGCUCUGCUUCUCGCUCACACACCAAGCAGGCCGAGAGCCCGACGAGGGCAAUCGGCGGGGCCUCCCGAGGCCACACGCUUGCUCUCCCUUGCCACGGUGACAGCGUCGAGAGCCAUAGCGGAAAGGGGUGGAAGAAGAACUCACAGGGGCAAGGAAAGGGGACGAGCAACGGCAGCCAUUUGCAACGUAGAUUUUCAGAGGAGUUUCAAAGCCUAGCGGUUUGCCGAACCUCCCGUGCCGCGUACAUUCCACUUUGGCCUGCUAAUCAGGAAUUGCAAAUUAAUUUAGAGGGGUUUCCUCCCCAAUUUGUGUGUGUGUGUGUGUUGGGGAAGGGGUGUUCUCAUUUUGUAAAGCUUGUAAGAUUUUACUACCCUUGGGUGAGUGCUGAGACUAGUGGUUAUGAAGAAGUAACAGAAAAAUGGAUACCACUUUUUUUUUUUAAAGCCAAGGAAGCAGCAAGGACCUCUGGCUCCCACAUGCCAGGAAAAGAGUACGGAAUGUUCCUUAGCGAGGGGCAGCUGGCAGGAGUCUUUGGCAAUGGACAGAGGGAAACAGAAUCAAAUGCUUCUAUUGGGUUAUCCAUAGAUUGCAGGAAAAGGUGCAUAUUGUGUCUGCAAUGCUUGGGCCAAGGAAACCAUCACAACAGCCUCAUCGGAUCACACCAAAACCCAGAAUUCUGUUUCCAGCAGCAGACAACCUGAACUCCCUGGGUUGGUUUCAUUCCAUUUGUCUGGAGUAGAUCUACUGCCUCUGAACAGGACGUCGUCCUUCUUAGCUAUGGUGGUUUAUCACCAUUGAUAGACUCAAUCUUAAUAUGCACAGGCUACGUGCAAGGGUUCUGCUUUUCUUUCUUUCUUUUGCAAGGAAGGAGCAAAUUAAGGCGAGUCACGCAAGGGUAUCUCAGCAUUUUUCAAGAUAGGUAGUUGGUGCAUCCUCUUUCUAUGGUGGCCGGAAGCCUUGGGGGAAGGAUCCAAUUCGAACAGACUUCCCAAACGAGUCCAGCUCUUUGCUCCUAAAAAUACACCUCCAAACGGAACACAAAACCAGUCACUCAUGCAUAUACACACAUAUAUAAAUAAAGGGUUUGCUAAGCUGCAGUCGUGGU
Molecule: messenger RNA, 27734 nt
Organism: Podarcis lilfordi (Lilford's wall lizard)
Lineage: Eukaryota; Metazoa; Chordata; Lepidosauria; Squamata; Lacertidae
Source: the annotation of a GenBank genome assembly